Molecule: messenger RNA, 642 nt
Organism: Entamoeba invadens IP1
Lineage: Eukaryota; Evosea; Mastigamoebida; Endamoebidae
Product: carboxy-terminal domain RNA polymerase II polypeptide A small phosphatase, putative
Exons: 1
Coding region: 1-642 (213 amino acids)
Molecular function (GO): phosphoprotein phosphatase activity
Source: RefSeq, a predicted model, not a curated record
AUGAGCGCCGUGGUCCGGAAAUUGACUCGCAGUCCAACAGUCAAUCACCUUGGUGGGGGAAGCGAUGCCUUUGUCUUCAAAAUCGAUUACACCCCCAAACUGACCGAGACGCUCUUGCCGCCUAAGGACGACGAACGGUUGACUGUGAUCUUCGACUUAGACGAGACACUCAUUCACACGCAUUCUUUAUUGCCAGAAGACUCAAAACACUCUCGGGAAACUUGUAAAGUCGUUGUACAAAACAAGGAAUAUACAACAAGCAUCCGUCCUGGCGCAAUACAAUUCUUACGACAACUCAGUAAAACGUGCGAGGUUGUAUUGUUCACCGCUUCGAAACAGGUCUAUGCAGACCAGAUAAUCGACUACAUGGAGAAGGAUGGAAAGAUCUUCGAACACAAACUGUAUCAACAGAGUUGCAAGAAUAAGUUCGGGCGUGUCUAUAAGGACGCUACAAAGCUUGGAAGAGACAUCAAGAACGUCGUCAUCUUCGACGACUGCGAACUCGUAUGGACGAUGACACAAGACAAACUCGUAGUGUGCAAACGAUACGAGGGCGGACAGGAUGACAACGAAAUCGACAACAUGCAGAAGCACCUCGACAAAGUCAUCAACGAGCGGCUCACAACCUCGUGUUUUUUCUAA